Molecule: messenger RNA, 2076 nt
Organism: Hylaeus anthracinus
Lineage: Eukaryota; Metazoa; Arthropoda; Insecta; Hymenoptera; Colletidae
Gene: CNT2
Product: solute carrier family 28 member 3-like
Exons: 12
Coding region: 216-2021 (601 amino acids)
Biological process (GO): nucleoside transmembrane transport
Cellular component (GO): membrane
Molecular function (GO): nucleoside:sodium symporter activity
Source: RefSeq, a predicted model, not a curated record
UAACUCUUAUCAGCGUUAUCUGCUAUCUACGCGAACGAUUGUCAUCCGGGCCACGAAAUACCUACGCUCGUCAAUUACGCUCGGUUCAGUUGGAAUAAUUGUUAUUCCUUUUACUCGGUUACGAAACAUGCGUUCGCAGGUUUCGCGUCAGUAUUGAAGAGCGUCUGUCACGGGGAACACGAUAUCGCUGCUUCGCUGCUUCAGAACGCGGAAAAAUGUCCGGAAUCGCGAAUCCAGCAUUCGAGGACAGGGAGCUGAUCACGUUAGAGACUGGUAAUCGAAUCGAUGAGACGAAAGACAAGACGAGAGAGGAAAAAUCACCUACCAAGUCCUACAACUAUUUAGCAAUUGGGUACGACACUCUGAAUAAUAUACUGCUGGAGCACCCCAGGAUUAGCAAAUUACUGUUCCUAACUCUCUUGAACGUCGUGAUAUUGACCUACUUUGUUUUUGCCACUUUAUAUUGGAACAACUACAACGCCGGGUACGGUUUCGAUUGGUGUCACGGUUACGGAAUGUUAAUCCUACUGUACGUGUUUGGCUAUGGCGGAGUUCUCUAUAAUUCUGUUAUGAAACGCAUCGUCAAAAAGGCAUUCGCUCUAUGUAAGCAGCCCUUUCAACAGUAUGUCAACAAAUUCCGAUCAAGCAAACACUGCGCCGUCAUUUGGCAAUCGGCGAUAUAUGUAUGCAUAUUCGGUGCUAUAAUCGUCUUUCUAAUUUUCGAUACAGUCGACUCGAGGGAAAGACUGAUAAGUGCCGGCGGUAUCGUUAUCUUGAUUUGUUUCGGAUGGAUAUUCUCCAAGCAUCCCAGUCAUAUUCAAUGGAGAACCGUUCUAUGCGGACUGAUUCUGCAAUUUAUCUUUGGUCUGCUGACGAUUCGAUGGGCCGUUGGACGAGCGAUUUUGAAGUGUAUCUCCGACAAAGUGGCAACGUUCCUCAACUUUGCCAAAACCGGUGGAGCCUUCAUCUUUUCGCAGAACCUUGUCGACCAGGGAGUCUUCGCAUUUGCUGUGUUGCCAGUAAUUUUCUACUUUAGCUUCUUCAUCCAAAUUCUCUACUACCUGGGCAUCAUGCAGUCCAUCAUCUUGAAUCUAGGCCGUGUUCUGCAGAAACUGUUGGGGACGACGAUUUGCGAAUCAGUAAUUAGCGCUGCCAACAUCUUUAUCGGAAUGACAGAAUCUCCAUUACUCAUCAAACCCUACUUGCACAAAUUAACUACGUCGGAGUUGCACACUAUCAUGUGUUCGGGUUUUGGAUCGGUAUCAGGAACGGUGUUGGCUGCCUACAUCGGGUUCGGUGCGAAUCCUGCUCACUUGAUAACGGCUUCGCUGAUGGCGGCACCAGCAUCCCUCUGUUUCUCCAAAUUAUUUUAUCCCGAGACAGAGAUAUCUUCCAUUUCGAGCGAUGACAUUAAACUGGAAAAAUCAGAUGACGCCAGUUUGAUGGACGCCGCCAGCAAGGGUGCAGUGGCAGGGAUUCCCCUAGUUUUGGGCAUAAUCGCCAAUAUCAUCGCAUUCGUGUCUUUCAUCGCGUUGGUAAAUGCGCUACUGUCUUGGAUAGGCCUGCUGGUUGGUUUCGAUGGAUUGAGCUUUGAAUUUAUAUUAUCGAGGUUGUUCAUGCCCUUAAGUUGGAUAAUGGGAGUACCCUGGGACAAGUGCGAGUAUGUCGCGACUCUGAUAGGUCUGAAGACUGUUGUCAACGAGUUCGUCGCCUACCAGAAGUUGGGGGAGUUCAAAAAUCAAACGUUAAUUUAUGGUAGGACCGAGGCGAUUGCUACAUACGCAAUCUGUGGUUUCGCGAAUCCAGGUUCCAUAGGAAUCACGCUUGGCGUGUUAUCUACGUUGGCACCGGAGAAAAAGGAAAAUAUCGCUAGCGCCGUCGUGAGGGCUUUCAUAGCUGGCAGUGCAGUCUGUUUCCUUACGGCUAGCAUCGCUGGAAUGUUAAUGCCUGCAGAAGAUAUAAUUGGUGCGACAAUGGCAUUAGAUUUGACUCUUGCGAAUGGCACGUGCAGCAGUUGUUAGUCGAUUGAACGAGUAGCCAUUACAAGAUGAUUCAUUAGUUUGAAGACUGACGUUA